AUGAAUGCUUCUUUUUCACUUCCCCAUCCUGAUUCACAGUCGGAAAGUCGCAACCGAUCCACUGUCAUCUGCACCUAUCUUCUCCGCAUCUCUGCCAGGCUGACUGGCGUGGUCCUCUGCGUAUUAAUUCUCGUGCCAUUGGUUACUGUUUCCUUUGUACUUGUCUCCCAGCGAAAAUCGCACUCUUGUCUAGCUUCAGGCCAUGCUCUUGUUCAUCACUACAACAUCAUCUAUUCAUUAUAA
Molecule: messenger RNA, 243 nt
Organism: Protopolystoma xenopodis
Lineage: Eukaryota; Metazoa; Platyhelminthes; Monogenea; Polystomatidea; Polystomatidae
Source: the annotation of a GenBank genome assembly